AUGAAAGUUUUAACUUUAACUCUAAUUAUGUUAGCCUCUUUGUUAUUCUUUGCAAGCAUUGUAUUGGCAAAUCAAAACGAUAUGUGUGAUGUUAAAUCUGAAGAAGAAUGUGUAAAUUAUGAUGAAUGUAUUUUGAUAACUCCAGGAACUGGUUCAGUGUGUGUAUCAAAAGAACAUCUAGGUACAUCAAAUGAUAUUUCUACUUAUCAAUACUAA
Heterostelium album PN500 is the source of this 216-nucleotide messenger RNA. RefSeq lists its product as uncharacterized. Bases 1 to 216 code for a protein of 71 amino acids. NCBI's taxonomy places the organism in Eukaryota, Evosea, Eumycetozoa, Acytosteliales, Acytosteliaceae. The record is from RefSeq and is a predicted model, not a curated record. The transcript has 2 exons.